AUGGAGGACGAGGAGGGCUACACCGUUCUGAACCUGCGGCCCAAGGGGAGAGGCUCGGUGGUCCCAUCCUUGGACAGGAUCCAAGGUCCUGCAUGUCCCUGGUGGCAUCGGACAGCGCUGUGGGGCGGAUGGAUUGGGAAUAUUGUCCUGGUGGUUGCUGUGAUAGUGCUGGGGAUUUGGGUUUCCUACUUCGUGUCUGAGAAGGGCCAGACCCCGGCAGCCCCUGGGAGCGACGGAGCCGGGAGCAGAGACCCCAGCACAGCAGAAUGCAGCGCCCGCCUGGAGCGUUUCCGAUCCCAGCUGUGCCCCCCGGCCACGGCCGGCCCAGCAGGGGGCUCCGGGUGCAAACUCUGCCCCACGGACUGGCAGCUGCGCGGGGACAAGUGCUACUGGGUCUCCAGAGGAAGUAAAACGUGGAGCGAGAGCCGCGCCGACUGCUCAGCGAGGGGCUCCCAGCUGCUGGUGAUCCGGGACCGGGAGGAGCUGGAGUCCCUAGAGCACCUGACGCACGGUCCAAAUCAGUUCUGGGUCGGACUGUCCGUCCCCUCCCCGGAGAAGGCCUGGACCUGGCUGGACGGCUCCCGGCUGGAUCAGACCCAGCUCCCACUGUCAGGCCCGGCUGAGGAGAACAGCUGUGGGGUGGUGAACAGGAAUCGAAUUCGUUCUGACAUCUGCAGCUCUGCAUUUCAGUGGAUUUGCCAGAGAGACGCCAUCCCGCUCUGAACAGGGUCCCACUCUGAGCUCUCUUCCCCGGCCCAUCCACUGCUCCCGUCCGGCCUGUGACCUGACGCGCCUCUGCCCAUCCUGCCGGAACGGAUCGUUAACUCCUGUCACUAAUGAUGGGGUCUCAGCUUCCCCAGUCAGGCUGACAUGCUGUUCACUUGCUACCUCCUCAGAGCAUCGUUAAGGGGAUCAGAGCCCCGAUCCCAAAUGGAACCUUUCCAUGCAUGUUAGAAUCAUAGAAUCUUAAACUUUAAGGUCAAAAGGGACCAUUAUGAUUGUCUAGUCUGACCUGCUACACAACAGGCAACAGAAUCUCAC
Mauremys mutica (yellowpond turtle) is the source of this 1041-nucleotide messenger RNA. Its product is annotated as killer cell lectin-like receptor subfamily B member 1. The record is from RefSeq and is a predicted model, not a curated record. The transcript has 7 exons. NCBI's taxonomy places the organism in Eukaryota, Metazoa, Chordata, Testudines, Geoemydidae. Bases 1 to 723 code for a protein of 240 amino acids.